AUGAGCAGGCUGCCUCAUCAAGUGCAGGGCAUUUUAGUUGCUCAAAAACAAGCUUCUCUGGAAGAUCUUGGGGAUUUAGCUGACACACUUCAUGAAAUUAAUCCCCAAUUAACAUCAGCAUACAAGUUAGCUAAAAAAACAUCUAACUAUUCACUUCCGUCAACAUCUCAAAAAGAUAUGUCAUUAGAUUCCGAUGUCAUAAUGACGCCAGCAACAAAAAAGGCUAAAACAAUAAAUGACUUUUUUCAUGUGAAGGAAGAAGAUGACUUAGAUACUAUACUUGCGAAAAUGACAGCAGUAGAUGGUGUACCAUUUAAAAUAUUCUGUUCUUCGGAAUCAAUGAGAAAGCUAUUUGGAAAAGCUGCUUACAAAGAUUUGCCUAAAUCACCAAAUACAAUAAAGAAAAAGGUUCUGAAUAAAAGUGAGCUACUGAAAAAAGAAGUAAAAAAGGAGCUUAAUGAUAUUAAGACAGCAGGAAAACAAUUGGCUAUAAGCCUAGAUGAAUGGACAAGUGCACGUAAUCGCAGAUAUGUGAACGUAAAUGUUCAUUCACCAGAGCUUUCUGAAGGUAUUAGAAACUUGGGACUGACGAAAAUAAGGGGCCGUGGAACAUCAGAGAACUGUUAUAAUAUAUUGAACAAAAAAUUGUGCGCUGUCCUGGACGUGCUAUACAAAGCUGAUAACACAGAAGGUAACACCGGCAUCACUGUUAACAGACCUUGCGAUAGCUCUGACUCUGAGGACGAAAGUGAUAUAGAGAACGAAGAUAAAAAUCGUUUUGUCACCGAAGCUUACCCCAGUGGGGUCAUUCCCAAGCUGGUUUAUAAAGAAUUGAUAACUAAAGUCCGGAAAAUAGUAAAAUUUCUCAAAGGUUCGCCUACUCGCAUGGAUAUACUCAAUUCUUACCUGGAGUCCAAAUCUAAAGACACGACACUGAUCCUCGAUUGCAAGACUCGUUGGAGCAGCCUUGCUGAUAUGAUAGCAAGAUUUCUAGAAUUCAAAGACGCAAUUCAAAAGACAUUAAUUGAUCUCAAAGAGAAGACUACCUUUUCAGAUACUGAAAUAUUAAUUUUGAAAGAUAUGUCUAGUUCUCUCAAUUUCAUAAAGGCCAUAGUUGAAGAACUUUGCGAGCGAAAAUCAAACUUACUAAUCGCAGAAAUUGCACUUCAAUUCAUGAUGGAAAAAUUGGCGAUGAAUCCAGACGUUAUUAGUGGCCAGCUUAAAGAAGCUUUAAAUAGAAGAAUCUUGCAGAGGAGAACGCUACACUUGUAA
This is a messenger RNA of Parnassius apollo (apollo), 1272 nucleotides long. Lineage: Eukaryota; Metazoa; Arthropoda; Insecta; Lepidoptera; Papilionidae. The record is from the annotation of a GenBank genome assembly.